This is a messenger RNA of Micromonas commoda, 1272 nucleotides long. RefSeq lists its product with no specific name. The record is from RefSeq and is a predicted model, not a curated record. Lineage: Eukaryota; Viridiplantae; Chlorophyta; Mamiellophyceae; Mamiellales; Mamiellaceae. The transcript has a single exon. Bases 1 to 1272 code for a protein of 423 amino acids.
AUGUGGAGAAAGCUGGCUCUGCUCCUCGUCGUCGGCCUGGCGGCGACGGCCUCGGCGCAGGACGCCGCUUCCGCACCCGCCGCACCCGCGCAAGGCCUCGAUGACAUUCCGUUUCUCGAGAUCCCGGUCAAGAUCGCGGACACGCGCGUCGAUCUCGGCCUGUUCGAGGGCGACAACGUCAACGAGGCUGUCGAGAAGUUCGGGCGCGAUAAUUCCCUCAACGCGGACGAUCUCGCCACCCUCAAGGCGGAGGUCACCAGGCGCCUCGUUUCCAUCGCCGAGGCCGUGACCAAGAACAUCCAGCAGUCCAAGCAGAGCAAGGAGCCCCUCUUCGAGUUCCCCGUCUCCCUCGAUGACGGUGAGGUCGUUCCCCUGCGCCUCUUUGAGGGCGACAAUCUCAUGGACGCCGUCACCGCAUUCGCGCAGAGGCAGAGCAUCCCGGAGGAUCUCGUGCCCGUCCUCUUCGAGCAGGUCCGCGCGAAGGUCUUCCCCAACGCGGCGCCCUCCCCCGAUGCCGCGGCCGCGCCCACCGCGGCGUCCCCCGAGGAACCCAACGCUCCCGUGUUCAGCAUCCCGAUCACCGUCUUUGGCAAGGAGGAAUCGCUGAGGCUGUUCAGGGGCGACGUCCUCGGCGAGAAGGUCAAGGCUUUCGCCGCGACGCACGGAUUGGACGAGGAGACCGAACGCAAGGUGCUCGAGGCUGUCGCCGAGCGUAUCAGGUCCACGCAGGAGUCCGUCGCGGCCGCCGAGGCCAACCGCGCCGCAAAGGCGGAUGCCGCCGCCGCCGACCCGCCCGCCGAGCCCAAGGCGCCCAUCUACGAGAUCUCCUUCAGCACCGCCGACGACAAGGUGUACCCGCUGCGCCUGUACGAGGGCGACGUUCUGGAGAACGCGGUCACCGACUUUGUCGCCGAGCACGGCUUCGAUACCACCGACAUUCCCAUCCUCGUCGAGCAGGUAUCCGCGCGGAUGCGCUCGGACGCGGCGCGGAAGGAGCAGAUGUCGGAGCAGAUGUCGGAGGAGGAGCGAAAGGCGGCGGAGGAAGCCGCGGCGGGGCGGGAGAGGCUCGUGACGCUCGCGGUGUCCAUGGAGGACCCGGACCCCGGCAAGCCGCCGUUGCCGCCCAUCGCGCUGCACCGCGGUGAGACCCCCGAGGAGGUUGCGAACGCGUACUGCGACGCGCACGGUCUCGACAAGGAAACCGUCGUGCCCCAGGUGGCCAAACUCUUGGGGGAGAUGCUGGAGAAGGCGCUCGCCGCGGAGAGCGCGUGA